GCGGCCAUGUUUGUGCUCCGGCCGCGGAAGGAAACCACUGUCGCAUAGACUCUGCUCGGCGGCUCGGAUCGAACCACACGAUCCAUUAAAUGCGACCCACCCGUGUGUAGUCCGAGUGCUAGCGGGACGAGGGGUGCACGAUGUCGGCCAACGCACAGGAUUAUGGCUUCGGCGAAUAUGACAAACCAGGUGCUGAGCGGUCACGCCGGAGGAGAGGUGAAGAUGAUGAUCUAGAGAGUGAUUUAGAAGAGGAAUUGUUGGGGGAUGAUUGGCUCUCAGGUAAAAAGAAUCCAUCAGAAGUCUCAGAUGAAGAGUUAAAUGAUGACCUCCUACAAAGUGAUGAGGAAAUGGGUGGUCAGGAGCUGAACGUCAAUGCCACAUACAACCUGGGCACCACCUAUGGCCAGCAGGGAAACUUGCAGGAAGCAGACUACACAGAUGACGUUGUGAACCUGGGUGCAGAGGGCUGUGAAGUAGGGGAGGAGGGGUACCAGGGGGAGGUGUACACCGGGGAAUAUAGCCAGGACAACAACGCUGGGAUGCCUGAAGAAGACCAGAUGGAUUACACUGGAGAGCUCGCAGAAGAUGGCUACCAGGAUGAAGUGCUAGACAUCCAAAUCAAUGAACCCUUAGAUGGGGAUUUUCAAGGUAAUGAAUAUCAAACCUCCUAUGAUGAUGAACACGGAGUCCAACAGGAGGCGGCCCCCGAGGAGGUGGGGGGAGACGAGCAGCAGGAAGAGGAGGAGGAAGAUGCUGCAGAGAGCUCGCAGGUCUUUGAUUCAGAGGAGGUUGAAAACGAAACUAUGCAUGAAGAAUCAAGGGAAGAAUCCGAUGAGGAGGAUGAGGAAGACGAAGAGUCCGGUCGCAUACGGUUCAAAUCGGAGAGGAAGGACGGCGCUGUUGUGCGGUUGGCUGAUGCCGGCAGUAACCGGAGAAAUAUCCCUGAAACACUAGAACUGUCGGAUAAAGCCAAGCGGGAUCUGAUGGAGUUUGAGGAACAAGAAAGACAGAAGAGACAAAACCGCUAUGGAGGUCGAGGUGGUAGAGGAGGAGGAGGAGGUCGAGGAAAUAGAGGAAGAGGAGGAUUCCCAAGCUUCGGCAUGGGAGACUUUAGAGGAGGACACAGAGGAAGAAUGAAUGACCAGAGAAUACCCCUCAUGGGAAACAUUGGCAUGCAGCAGCAGUCCUCCCGAAUGCCUCCUCCUCAUCAGUCUCAUCAGCAGCAACUGCACUCCCAGCAGCACCACCCUUCGCGUCCAAGAGGACCACCUCCCUUCCAAGACCACGGGCGCCCACUGUCCCAGCCGCCCCUCCAGCCCCUCAUCCCCCUGCACAUGGCUCACCGCUCCCCGCCGAUGAGGCCCCAGAUGGAGCCGCCACCACGAAUGAUGAGCUCCCCGCCACCUAACUUCCCCCAGCAUCACCAGCAGCCACCUCCUCAGUCCAAGAACAUCCACAUUAACCCCCAUUUCAGAGGGCCCACCUCAUCCUCUGUACAAGUGCCCUUGAUGCCUCCUGCUCAGAGCCAGCCCAGACCUGCUGUGGGUCCUCAGAGGUUCCCUGGACCGGGAGACUUCCAGCAGCACAUGCCUGGUAAUUUUGGUCAGCCCCAGCGGCCCCCUCAUCACAUGGAGCCCUUUAGAAACCAGGACAGGGAGCCCCUCUUUAUGACAGAGCGCACAGAGUCCACACGGUUUCCAGGGCAGCACAUGUUUGAUCACCAGGGCCCCAGCCCUCUGAUGAACAGCGGCAACAACCUCCACCACCAGCAGCAGCAGCAGAUGCCCGGACCGGGCCACAUGGGUUUUGGACCACCAGGGCCAGCCUUCAACCAGCCGGGCCAGGGCCAGCUAGGACUGUUUCCAAGAGAACCCCCUAGAAACAAUCACCCUCCCCACCAGGGUCACCAAGGGAUGGUCAGCAUGAAUCAACAAGGUGGUCCCCCGAACCAGCCCAGACCUUUCAUGGGCCCUCGUCAGCCGUUUGGCCAGCAGGGGAGCCUUUUCCCCCCGCCACCGGUUCCGUUUGGAAUGCAGGUACGAAUGAGAGGCUUGAUGCACGCUCCUCCCGUCUCCCAACUUCCACACCACGACUCGCUGCCACCCCAUCAGCCCAUGCACCACCACCAGCAGCAGCAGCAGCAGCAGCAGCAACAUCAUAGGCAGGACCUACCCCAACAUCACCAGCAGCAACAGCUAAAUCUGGGUGAACCUCGCCCCAUGAUGCACCACGGCCAGAUUCCCUUCCAUCAACAGCAGGCACACGGCAGCCCCAGGCCGAUGACUCCCCGGCCGCUGAACCCCCAACAGCGCAACAUGUCCAACAGGCAGAGGAUGAACGCACCUGGCCCCAAACAAAUGCAGCAACGCAACAGCAACCUGCGGGAGCUCCCUGUAGCACCUGGCAACACAAACAUGAACAGUGCCCGCAUCGCCUCCUCCCCCGCCGCCAACGUCAGGCCUGUUGCCAAGGCAACGCAGGGGGUGCGUCCUGGGCAGAACACUCAGCCAGUGUCUGACCGUGGCAGAGGAAGAGGCCAAGUUGCUGCCAGGGCUGAAUUCCAGCUUGGGGGGGGAGGCAGGACAGUUGUUCGCAAGGAAAUCCCGACCUCGGCACCACAGAACCCCAACGAGGACGAGGAGACGCGACAGUACCGCCUGAAGAUCGAGGAGCAGAAGCGUCUGAGAGAGGAGAUCCUGAAGAGGAAGGAGAUGCGACGGCAAAUGCAAGCCGGCGUCAGGAAGAAGGAGCUGCUGGAAAGACUUAAUUCCCAGACAAACGCUCCAUUCGAAGGAGCCCCUCCUACACUGAUUCAACCUGCACAGCAGCCUCAGCAGAUACCACACCCGGUGCAACAACGGCAACAUCCACCACCACCGCAGCUGCAACAACAGCCCGAACAGACACAGCUGCAGCAGCUACCGCCACAGCAGCAAAGACAGUUUCCUCCGAGAACUCCACAACCAUUAAAUCAGUCAUUAAAUAAAGUCAAUCCCAUCCCUCCUAAUGGCGCUGCUCAGCCCCUAACGCCACGUCCCAAUGUCAAGACCCGGCUGCAGAUGGCGAAAGGCGGCGCCCCACCGCCACAGAUACCCGGGCCUGUUCCCGACCAGCAGUGGAACCAGCCCCCCCAGAAUCAGCUGCAGCUGCAACAGCGAAGGAGCAGCGGGCCACAGAACGUCAACAGGCCUGGCGCUCAGGUCCAGAAGAACAUACCUGUAAUUCCUGUAGUGGGGUCCGGCCAGGCUCCGGAUCUGGCUCUGAGUCAAGGACCGAAACUCGGAGCCAAACGAACUGUCAUGCAGCGAGCCAGGAAUUCUAUCGACGAAGGUCAGCAGGUGCCGCAAAAAGUCAGAGUCGUCAAACUUUCAGGAGCGAGUGAAAAGGGGCCUGAGGCCACCGGCGGCCCAGCGCAGCAACAAGGCACCUGGCCGGCCACUGCUCCCACCCCGGGCGUCCAAAGGAAGGUUACCAUGGCAGGACAGCACCCACCGGGACCAGGAGGGACACCGCAGGCCGGCCGGGGGGGCAUCGGCAACCAGCAGCAGAACAGGGUCGUUGUGUCGGGCCGCGGCCGCGGUAGAGGGGCCGGUCAGACGGGUCGAGGUCGUGCGGUGCCCACCAGACAGAGCCAGAGAAUUGGACAGAGCGAACGCUGCACGGUCUCCAUCGAGGGUCUCUCCUCCUCCACUACCGACGCUCAGCUGCAGAACCUCCUCAGAUCCAUCGGGCCCAUCGAGAUGUUCAACAUGAUGCCGCACCAGAGGAAAGCCGUCGCCACAUUCUCCAGCGCCCAGCACGCAGAAAGUUUUCAAAUAAGCUUCCAUCGGCACAUGAUUGAUUUGUCCCACAUUGACGUGUCGCUGAUUGACGGAUGAGGGGGGGGAUCCUGUCUCAAGACGUCACUUUCCCGCUGACGUGGGCGCCUCUCGUGCGCGGCUCCAACUUGACACAGGAGUAUUUCUUCACCUCCCUCUCGAUCUACGCCGUCUGCGCAGAAGCAUCGCCCGUCGUUCAUCUCUCAUCCACUUGGAACAAUGAACCUAAAGACAUUUUGCCGUGAGGCCGCCUCUGAGCGACGCCGCCUAGCGACUGCCCGUUGUUGUAAAGUGGCACCGGAGAGACACUGGACAGUAAACCCUACUCUGACGUUAGUGUGUGAAGACCCUUUUUGUGCAUCCUACACGGACACUAAGUAGAACAAAUCAUGAUAAUGGUUGCGCCCCUCCUCAGUGAGAUUCACGACAGCAAAAUGCAGAACGCCACUUGCAAUUCUAAUGUGAAAAUUCCAUACCUUAUUUUAUUUGUAGCUCUGUGUUUACAUGCGGCGGCGGCGGAUGGUUGUGAUAGAUUGGGCCCGGCUUACUCACGUUGCAGUGUUUCUCUUCUCCUGUAGAUGGCAGUAUUUCAACACUAUUGGGACUUUUUUUUUUUUGGUACCCAACCGGCUUCUUUAGUAGAGAUGAGUCUCUUAGCAGCUUUGGGAUGAAUGGCGCUACCUAGUGGAGAAGUUACGUACAGGCACAGCAGAGGCCUGGGUGGAUGAUUGAACAGAGGACGUGUUGGAGCGUCAGAAGCUGAAUUAGCCCAGAAUGUAACAUUAACAAUUAUUUUCUGAAUUCCCAGCAGUCCUGGGGGUUGUGGUUGUAUAUUUUGCGGUGCGUUAAGUCUCAGUGCUGCUUGUUUAUAUUAUAUCUCUGGUUUAAGUUAGUACAUAUGGUCAUCUGGCUGUUUCUCUAUGUUAUGAGGUAUUUUAACUGUUAACACCUGGAAUGCAUCCUGGAAAAUGCAUAUUUUAGUUGUAUGUCUGGAUUUUUCGAGUUGAAGUGAGCUUUGUUAUUUGUUUCAAGUGUGCGUUGAGGGAGUGUGUUUGAAAGUAUUUUUUUUUUUUUAGGUUUUUUAUAGUGACGAGUUUAAAUAUAUUGUUGGUGAAUUGAAUAUUUGUAUUAUUUGGUCGAUCAGAGAGAAUUUCUCGCGGUUCUUUUCGAGAUAUACACACAUUUCUUUACAUUAUUUCAGCUUGGAUAUAUAUUUGUCUUUCUCCUUUCGGAAGCAACUGAUCUGAAUCUGCGUCAGGCGAUAAUUUGAUGCUUUAUCGACGAAUGAGAUAAUGAACCUGGAAUAGCACUUUGAACAAAAACACUGAACUGGUCAUGAAGAGGUUUGACACGAGAGCUCAAAAGAGAAUAGGAAGUACAUUCAACAAGAACAAGUCUACACAACACGUUGAUUGUUCUCCUCAUUAUAACAUAGAUAUUCAGUGAGGAUCCUGGGCUCAGAAGAAUAAUGAUGGUUAUCUUUUAAAGGGUCAAUUUGAUUAAAAAAGCAUGAGAGUGUAAAGUAAGAGGCAAUUUCUCAGAGCAUGUUUAGGAAGCACUAGUACAUUGCUAAAUUCUUUAAUUUCCUUAUCUACCAAGUUGCAAUCAUUUACUUUUCCCCAUAUUUUUCCUUUGUGACACAACAUCUAGUGUUUGAGAUUCGUCAAACUGGAACAGGUCCUCUUAAUAUUCAAAUAUUCUUCAUCCUCGUUUACAAAUAGCUGAAAUCCGGAAAGUGAACUCUGUACUUGAAUCGAUCGGGACGUGGCGCAGGAAGGUGAGGGGGCAACCAUUAUCUCCGUAGUGAUCAUGUACACCAGUAGAACAGAACUUGAAUUCAAUAUUUAUCCUGCUAGAAUUUUUUUUGUUUUGUUAAUUUCUUCUUCACUCAUGUUGUAACGAGUUAAAAACCUUUUUAUAUGUAAGGAUAAGCUGAUGUGUCCAGGCAUAGAUCAUUUUACAAGUGUUUUGUUUGAAUUUAGAGCCAAACAUGACUGGACCACAUUUCUGUUUAUAAGACAUUUGACUACAAGUUAAAGGGAAAACAAGAAAAAUAAAAAUAUGGCCAAUAUACCGUGAACAUGCAGGUAUGUCAAGCCGGUCAAACUUUAGCCCAAAGACGUGUGAUUGUGUGUGAUGUCCAUGUGUCUGGUGCCUUUACCAAGAAGUAUCUCUCUUAUUUGUGCCACAUUUUAAUAAUUUUCUAUUCACAGUUUCCUCUAAGAACAUAGGUUUAACCUUACAACACAUCAUAUACAUACUUUUAAAAACAAUGACCUCAUUUGGGAUCAAUGCACAAAUAUUUUUGAGGAUUAAUUAUUAUUCAUUUUUUUAAGGUUUAAGUGUUUUAAGAAAUAAUAUCGGGUAAGGAAUGCUACCUCAUGGAGAUUAAGGAUGAAUGCCACUGAAUUCUGCUUUAUCGUCACCUGCAAAUUUAACCUUGUUGUCAAACUGAUGUGCAGCUGCUGGACAUGAGAGCGACACAGGAGGAAGUUCAGAAGAGCCUGGGAAUGUAGUUUUGGGUUAUUGCCAAAGAGAAAUUGGUCGGUUCAAACGUUGACUUAAAUUUACCGUCAGUAGAUCAACUCCUGGCUGCACAUCUGGGUGACAUCACAGAUUAAAUUUUGGGAGAUUUACAAGAUGAUGGUUUACAAGUCGUUUUAUUUGCCUUCUGUCUUCCCUGCUUGUGUGAAUUAACAUUCAUACGUUAGGUGGUAUUUCCCUUAAAAAUAGUUGUUACUUGAAGUAAUUUAAAAAAGAUCUAUUCAGAUUUGAAAAUAAGCUGCACUUACUGACUCUAACCAGUGGGGGUCGCUAGAUUCUCAAAAUGCUGUGAAGCACAGAGGGUAUUCGGACUAACAGGGUCUGAGAAAUGUCGAAGCCCCUAAAGUUUCUCUUUAUGGUUUGAAAAGCUGCUGGUCGGACGGUUUUCAAGUCUCCUGUAUGUUGUGCUUUUGUUCUAAACUGCCUUCUCUAUGUUUUAAUCCUUUUUGUUUUGAGUUGAUCUGCUGUAGAAGUGUUUGUUCUCUUGCGAUGUGUUUUUUACUGUCUUUAAUGUUGUGGGGUUAUGCUUGAUCUCUUUCUAGUGUUGUGGUAAAUCCUGUGGAUUUUAAAAAAACAUAUUGGGCAAUGCCCGUCGUAGUGAUAUUUCUUAUGAGACACUGGGUCUUGUAAUGCAGAACAGAUUCAUAUUGGAUCUUAUUUGUAUCCUAACUUUUAAGGAUUUAUGACAAAUUUAUAACUUUAGUUUUAGGAUGUGACGCCCUUUCCUGUGCUCACUGAUUUUUACAGUAGGUUGUUUUAAUAUCAGGGUGUUUUUACAGUCACCUCACCUUCACUGUUACAGUAGAUUCUUCAGAUAUUUGCUUCAGAACAGCUCGUCUGUCAGAUGUGUUCGGAGCUUUUCUGUGCUUACGUAAGAAAACCUUUUAUACAGAAUGUUUAAACUGCCUCUGGGUCACAUAUGCAACAGUAAUUUACACAAAGUACAACUAACUUCACACGUUUUCUUUCUUACAGGUUGCUUUGCAGACUGAGGCAGAUUUAAUAAUCAUUUCAUUUGUUUUUCUUCAGGUCACAGUUCUGUCUACAGAGUCACAAGCAGUCAUCAGUUUAGUGGGAGUUAAGGGACCAUACCAAGGGCUUGGCAUGUUUUUUAUCAAAUCAACAAAGUAAGCUACGUAUAAUUAAUUUCACAUUUUCUUUUUUCGCUUUAUCAUUUUUCACGAUAAUGCUCCUCAAUGUAAUUUGGUCCUGGUGAAAUUAGAGUUUGUUGAUGUGCUAAAACUGGCUCCAGCUCUCAUGUACUCAUCUUUAACAGGUCAUUGAACAACACUUACUGCUUUUUGGAUAUUUUAUCUGAUGCAUGUUUAAUACAACAAGUCACCAAAACUGUUCCAGUCCUUCAGGAGACACAGGAUGUCAUCUAUCCUUUUAUCGAUAUUUUUAAAACAAAGACAUAACACAUUUAGACAAUUAUAAUAUUUUUUGCACCAGUAACUUUUGGAAUAAUGUGUCUCUAAUGACCUUUAGUGGGGUUUUUCUUUCCCAUCAAUCUAAAGUAUUGAUUACAUGAGAGCUACAGACAUGUUGAGCAGCAGCAUGUCAAACCGCUGGUAUGGUCCAACACGUGAGGUGCUGCACUUUGAGGUUGAAGCUGCACAAUAUUUGUUUGAUGAAAACUUGUCGGCUUCAUCCGAACACAAUGACCUCUCGGAUUAACACGUUAAUUUUUUCAGCAGCGUAUCGGCGGGAGGAGACAAUCACCAGCUCUCUCCAUGAAUCUGCUUUGUCACUUUUCCUGCUUUCCCUCCCUCACUUCACGCUCUGGAUUCUUUCUCAGCGACGCGGCCCCCCGGCUUCGGGGGUGAAGACUUUACUCAGACUUCCUUCCCUAACCAAAUACACGUUGCUACAGUCCGAGUAUUGGGGGGGCCUCACCCUCAUUUCCUCCCAUUACUGCUUCUCCUGUCAUCGCUCUUCUUCCAGCUUGCAUAUUGAUUUGUUUUUUCACAGUUGCUCAUCUUUUUCCCCCCCGAUGCUGCCGUUGUUCAAUGAUCUUAAGACUCCUGUAUCAAGCAGGGGGCUUGGGGUGGGGGCCCACCUGGAUUACCAGUGUUUUGUCAGCCCAGUGGCUGGAGGUUUCCAUCUCUGUGACGACUGCCGGGUUCACAGAGCAGAGCCUGUAACUCUUUCACUGCACCACGGGUCAUCCCAGCUUCUUGACUUUCAUUGUUUGGUGGGAUUUUUGGAAAAAAAAACAAAAAGAGACACUGCAGUGGUUUCCUGGUCUUGUACAAUAUGAUGCACCGAGUGAUGACUCCAGCCUUUUGAGAUGUGACUGAAACUGUUGACCAAAGCACCGUGUUGUGUGUUUCCACCCGUCGCACUGAUGUCAUGUCAUGUGAAGUCACCGUGUUUGUGUUGGAAUAUUCUGAAGUCACUGUGAAAUCUCUCCUGAUACUGUAAACUGUUUUUGUAAAGAAGAAACAUGAUUUUUUUUGCAAAGAAAUUCGAUAUUUUUUAAAAAGAUGAAAUGUGAUAAACUUGAAUCCAGAAACUGAAAGAAAAUAAACCUUUUUCACACUA
Messenger RNA from Limanda limanda (common dab), 8906 nucleotides. It is a transcript of the gene rbm33a, whose product is annotated as RNA binding motif protein 33a. The coding region runs from base 141 to 3878 and encodes 1245 amino acids. Lineage: Eukaryota; Metazoa; Chordata; Actinopteri; Pleuronectiformes; Pleuronectidae. Gene Ontology annotation, molecular function: RNA binding. The record is from RefSeq and is a predicted model, not a curated record. The transcript has 19 exons.